Messenger RNA from Mercenaria mercenaria, 1999 nucleotides. RefSeq lists its product as uncharacterized. The coding region runs from base 638 to 1564 and encodes 308 amino acids. The record is from RefSeq and is a predicted model, not a curated record. Lineage: Eukaryota; Metazoa; Mollusca; Bivalvia; Venerida; Veneridae. The transcript is spliced from 6 exons.
AGAAAGGACAUAUGUGCAAGAUAUGUGAACUAUUUGCUCCAAGUAAUGACACCUCCACACCUUACGUAACCUGUGGAGCGUUACUUGGGACCCACCCAUCCAGAAAGCUUAUUUUGCACCAAAACAGCCAGAAGCACAUGGAAAGUGUGGAAAAGUACCAGUUCAUUCAAUCUAGUCAUGCUAAUAUUAAGACCCUGACGGCUCUGCAGAAGUCUAAGACUGAAAAGACCCCUGCGAAUACGGACCAGGUAGCAAGAAAUAGACGCUAUUUGACUAAACUAUUCAAAUGUCUGUCAUUUCUUGCCCAAAAGAAAUGGGCUCAGGCCAACUUUGAAGAAUUUGUUAAAUUCAUUGGGAGAGCAUGUGACCCUGAGAUUUUGGAAAUAUCGCAGGAGCCCACUCAUUAUCUUUCAAGCACUUCAGUUACAGAGCUCAUCAGCGUCUUGAGCAGCUUUCUAGAGGAAAAGUUAUCAAAGACCUUCGGGAAGGAAGAAAGUUCACUUUGUUGGCUGACGAGAGUACUGAUGUAUCCAACAGAACACAGUUUUCUAUUUUUACACGUUGGAUUGGCCAGCAUGGAGUCACAGAAAACUUCAUUGGACUUAUAAAUGUUCAGCAAACCACCAGCUUGGCUUUGAUGGAAGCGAUCGAAACAUUUUGCCACCAGAAGAACCUGGACAUGCAGAAUAUAAGAUUUGUUGGUUUGGACGGAUGUAACACGAUGAGUGGAGAAAGAAAAGGUCUGCAGCGCCGCAUCCGACAUGCCAGUCCCUUCAGCCUGUACAUCAAUUGUAGGAAUCAUCGCCUUGCCCUUUGUUUCGUUCAUAUGAUGAAAAAAGGUCCUCUUCUGGUGGAGGUUGACGCAACAUUAAUUUCCAUCUGGAAGAUGUUCCAUUUCUCCCCCAAGAAGGCAGCAACAUUCAAGAACAUGCAGGAGGCGUAUGGCCAAAGACCAUUGGCAUUUGUUCGUGCCUCUACAACAAGAUGGUUGUCUCAUCUUAGUGCAUGCCUGAGGUUUACUGCAAGGUUUGAAUCCCUUUUGGACACCAUUGAUGCCUUGGUUUAUGACAGCCAUGACGCUGAUAUACUUGGAAUCCGGAACCACAUGAUGAGGCAAGAGUUUGUGGCAACAGUCCUAGUAUUGUCUGAUAUGCUAAGACCUGUCAACUACCUUAGCUUGUACCUACAAGAAGACUGUGGCACAUUCACAGAGCUCCCUGGCAGAGUGCAGCAGUGCCUUGAUGAUCUGGAAUCCAUCUCUUCCAGGUACCAGCAACACAACCUACAGGAUUUGGAAUUCAGAAAAUGUCAAGAGAUGUUUGAUGUCAUCACAGAGAGAACAGCUCUUGCCAUGCGUGUUAGGUUGGGUAGGCGUAAUGAAGAGAUGACACCAGAAGGUUUCCUCCGUGACACUGGUAUUCCAAUGAUUUACACGCUGAAAGGUGAGAUUCAAGAUGCAUUUUCUAUCCACUCAGCAGUGUUAGCCUCGUUUGCUCUCCUUGAUCCAAAGAACCUGCCUGAUGAUGUCAUCGAAGUUGGAACCUAUGGAAUGGAGAAGGGGUGAAGACACAUUGGUGAAGGUGUACAAUCAGCUACAGAAAGACAGGGCCAUGCAGGCCUGUUAUCCAGGAAUGCUUGAGCUAUAUGAAAGAGCACUUCUGAUUCCCCAGUCUACAGCUGUGGUUGAGAGAGGGUUUAGUUUGAUGAACAAUAUUGCCACAGAACUAAGAACAUUAGGUCAAAAAACACUGGAAGACUUAAUGAGAAUAAGCCACCAGACUGAUGGUGAUCCUGACAAGUCCUUAAGUUCCCAGGAGUAGGAGGCAGUGGUGGACUUAUUCAAAAAUAAAAAAGAGAGGGACAUGCCUCUUUAAGACUUAAGUGCUUGAAAACUGGUCUUCACAAUAUUAUUACACUGCUUAUUUGUUAAGUGACAGUGUGUGUACUAGUAGUUCCUAAAAGUUGCUUGAAUAUGCAAUAAAACAUAGUUUAAAGUGUU